Molecule: messenger RNA, 2968 nt
Organism: Talpa occidentalis (Iberian mole)
Lineage: Eukaryota; Metazoa; Chordata; Mammalia; Eulipotyphla; Talpidae
Gene: FUNDC1
Product: FUN14 domain containing 1
Exons: 5
Coding region: 59-526 (155 amino acids)
Biological process (GO): autophagy of mitochondrion
Cellular component (GO): mitochondrial outer membrane
Source: RefSeq, a predicted model, not a curated record
GUAGUGGGAACGGGAGGGCGGGCGGGUACCACCUUCAGAACUGGCCGCCGGCGGUAACAUGGCGACCCGGAAUCCCCCUCCCCAAGACUAUGAAAGUGAUGAUGACUCUUAUGAAGUGUUGGAUUUAACUGAGUAUGCAAGAAGACACCACUGGUGGAAUCGAGUGUUUGGCCACAGCUCUGGACCUAUGGUAGAAAAAUACUCUGUAGCUACCCAGAUUGUAAUGGGUGGAGUAACUGGCUGGUGUGCAGGAUUUUUGUUCCAGAAAGUUGGAAAACUUGCAGCAACUGCAGUAGGUGGUGGCUUUCUUCUCCUUCAGAUUGCCAGUCACAGUGGCUAUGUGCAGGUCGACUGGAAGAGAGUUGAAAAAGAUGUAAAUAAAGCAAAAAGACAGAUUAAGAAACGAGCAAAUAAAGCUGCACCUGAAAUUAACAACGUAAUUGAAGAAGCAACAGAAUUUAUCAAACAGAACAUUGUAAUAUCCAGUGGCUUUGUGGGAGGUUUUUUGCUUGGCCUUGCAUCUUAAGGAUAUGAAUGUUCUAUCACCAUGGAGUCAUACGAGAGAAGAGGAAUGAUGGUGACUAGGUGGUCUCUCAACAUUGCACGCUGCCACAUUCUCCAGGGAGGCGAAUAUCAAUAUAGCUGGACUGUAUCAAACUCACCAAUUAGCAUUUUGCCAUUUGAAACAUGGCAAUCUCCAGUAUCUGCUAUAAAUUAUCUAUAUAGUAUGUGCACAAUAGUAUUCCUGAGCAAAACAUGGCUUUCAUUAUUUUUUUAAAAUUUGCAUUUCUUUAGAAAUUAGCCUAUAAAAUAGCAUCUUUGGAUGUUUCAUCUUUGGAUGAAAAAAACCUGCUGGAUGUAUUCCCCAGUGAAAUAUUAUCCUUGUUUUAUUUAAAUAAGAUGUUCUUCGUUGUGCUUUAUAAUAUAUUGCCAAUAAUUAAAAAUUUGUAUUGUAGCUUCAACAUUAGGGCCGACUCUUCUUUUUUUUUUUUUUUAAAGAUGUGUUUGCAAUAAACUGAAGAACUGUAAUGCCCUUUUGUGGAAGGUUUUAGAAAUGAUAGCAUUAUUAAAGAUAUUAAACAAUUUAAUAUCAAUUUUAAGUUAUUUUUUCUUAUAAUUCUUAUGUUGCUUACAAAAUGACUAUAGCAAUAAUUUAAAAGAAGGCACUUUUAAGGAAAUAGUACACGUCAAAGGCUCUUUUUCCGAAGUCUUUAGGUUUAAAAAUAUUUUCUUGUAUAUAAUCUUGUAAUGUUUUUUAAAAAUCUAUCAUGGCAGCCUGGGCAGAACUAAUGAUUUUUGGGGUCCAUAUAAUUAGUUGGGUCACUGAGUGAGUCUCCAUUCCCCAAGUCCUAAGUAUUUCUACAUUUCUACAAAUUCAAAGUAGUAUUUUCACCCCUUCACAAAGAGCUAAAAAUCACUUAGAAUAUUUAGAAAAUAGUAUGAAAUUACUAAUUGAAGAACAGUGAUUUUUCUAUCACUUUAGAAAUUAUGGCUCAAAGAGAAUUGUCUCUUUGAUCUAGUUUGAGAUAUAAGUGCUAAGAUUUCAGGUUUUUGCUUGUGUGGUGUUGAUUGAACAUGAGGCCGGUUGACUUGUUUCUCAGAGAUGACAUCAGAGGCUCUUGUGCCCAGAAAAGCUUUCUGAAUUGUUAGUUUGGUUCAUAGGAUUCUAGGUUGGAACUUGGAAAAACAGGAGAGCAACAUUUGCUGGAAUCUUUAGAUUGGAAAGACUGCAAAUAGUCACACACUAUCCUGAUAGGAAGUCCCUGUAGUAUAUUUUGUGAAUUGUAAACAUAACCCAUUUUGUACUUUCAAGACAGGUUGCAGUCUGUGUGUUUGCAUUGUCUUGAGAUUCUUUACAAUUGACUGUAGGGUUGAUCUUCAUUUUCUUCCUUUACUUUUGUUAGUACCUCAUAUAAUGCUAACUAAAACUCAGAGCUACUUAAUAUGAAGUGAUUUUGCUCACACUUUUUUUCUUGUUUGAGCUUUUCUUUAUUUUUGCCCUGCCAAGCUUUUUUCAUUUUUACAUGAGGUAGAAUCUUGACCAGCUUCUGUGUGCCGUGUCUGCGCUUACCUCUGCGUGACGCUUUCACCUGAUACAAAGGCAGGCUUCUGUGGGGAGCUCUAGUAGCUGGCUCAGUUAUUUUAGAAAUAUUUUGUGUCCUGUGUAUGAUAUACUAGGAAAGUGGGGACUCUAAAAAUGUCUGCUCUUGAAUAGAGAUUAAAAUAUUCCUAAGGGAAAAGUUGCAUAAUGAUAUAGAAGAACCCAGCACAUGAUUUAGUGGCAAAUGAGUGGUAAGGUAACUACUUUCAGAGUCUAAACAUGAAUGAAAACUGAAAAAGUAGAACUUUUAUUUUUUUGCCUGUCCAUUUCCAAGUAUCUAAUGAUUUGUUUGAAGAUAUUUUUUUUACAAAUGCAAAAUAUCAGUAUUCCCCAUGUCUCCUGUUAGUACCCCUCAUUUUGCUCUUGCCUGUAUUGUGCCCUACAGGAGGCAGUAUCAUGUGUUAAUCUCUAAUUUGUGAUGUGCCCUAUAUAACGCUUUGCUCAUAAUGUGGGUGUUUAGUGAAUGUUGUGAAUGAGUGAACAGGUAUGUGAAAAGCAUAUUACUCUGCUUGUCAACCUAAAGGAAACCUCUGACUCAGAGGCUCCAUCAGAAAUGACCUGGUGGUGGGCCUCCCUGGUGGCACAAGGGGUUAAGCACUGCACUAUGAAGCAAUCCACAGCCUCUGCAGCGUGAGUUCAAUCCCUGGCCGGCCAGAGAGCAACCGACAUGGCAAGGCAGACCUCUCCUGUCUCUCCCGCUGCUCCCCUCAGCAGUGUACUUCAGUCAGUCUGCCUGUUCUAUUCCCCACUCUGUCUCUGGUGGAUCCUCUCACUCCCCACAACUCUGGCCUGUACCCCAGCUCUUGUAUGCAUAAAUAAAUAAAUCUUUAAAAAAAAAUGACCUGGUGGAGAUUGGUUGGGAUAAAA